Drosophila willistoni is the source of this 1633-nucleotide messenger RNA. RefSeq names its product phenoloxidase-activating factor 2. The record is from RefSeq and is a predicted model, not a curated record. Gene Ontology annotation, molecular function: serine-type endopeptidase activity. The transcript has 3 exons. Gene Ontology annotation, biological process: proteolysis. Bases 34 to 1464 code for a protein of 476 amino acids. NCBI's taxonomy places the organism in Eukaryota, Metazoa, Arthropoda, Insecta, Diptera, Drosophilidae.
GUUGCAUUGAGAUUUCAAUUCAACGCUUAUUCCAUGGGAUUACAAAUUGACAUGUAUUCCUCGUAUCUUUGGGCAUUAUUCAUCUUGAUCAGCUGCCAUGCGAAGGUCGGUUUAACCCAACGCAACGGUUGCAAAGCCACUGAAUCCUGUGUCAUUGAAGAAAUUUGCACCAAGAGUGAUGAUUCGGGUCGAGGUCUAUUAACGCCACGCUCCUUUUAUCGCUAUUGUGGCAAUGGUUUAGUCUGUUGUGACAAAGAGCAAUUGGACAAUUAUUAUUUUAAUCAGGAACAAGAAACAAUUGGUAAUCCUUGGGAUACAACAGCCUCAACAUCAACUAGCACCACAGAAGCAAUCAACUUCAAGAGCGGUGAUCCUGCUGCUGAAGAUGGAGACGAUAAUGAUGACUAUAAAAGUUGUGGAGGGCAAAGAUUAUGUGUCCCUCGACAUUUGUGUAGAACUGGAGAGGUUAAUGAUGAUGGCAGAUAUAUUAUAAGGCCUAAAAUUGAUAGUGCAAGCAAUUUUGGUUGUAAAUACUUUGAGAUAUGUUGCCCAGUAAAUGAACGGGUGGAGAAAAAGUCCACUAGAUUGCAACCAGUCACAACGAAUUUCACUUAUCAAGGUUGUGGUUAUAGUAAUCCCAAAGGAUUAUACUAUGAUCUUGUUGGCUUUAAUGACAAUGAAUCGUUAUUCGCUCAAUAUCCCUGGAUGAUUGCCCUUAUGGAUAUAGACGGCAAAUACAUAUGCGGUGGCACUUUAAUACAUUCUCAACUUGUACUAACAACUGCUCAUAAUGUGGCCAAAUAUGAUGCCGAUUCGAUUCUGGCCCGUGCCGGUGAUUGGGAUCUGAAUAGUCAGCGUGAACUUCAUCCCUAUCAGACGCGUCGUAUUGCCAACAAACUAACGCAUGAGAAAUACAAUAAAGCAAAUUUCCAUAACGAUAUGGCACUCUUGGUCCUUGAGAAGCCCUUCGAAAUUUCGCCACACAUUCAACCCAUAUGCCUGCCACCCGUUGAGACGGUGCAAUUGCAAGACGAUCUACUAAAGGCUCAAUGUAUUGCUACUGGUUGGGGAACGCCCAGUUCACCUAUGAAUUUAACAACAGCAACUUUGAAGAUGGCCCCAGAGGAGCAUUUAUUAAAACGCAUCGAUUUGCCGGUGGUGGAACAUAGCCAAUGCCAGAAAAAACUCAGACGCACCAUUUUAGGUCUUCGUUUCCGCUUGAGUCCAAGUUUCAUCUGUGCCGGCGGUGUUGAGGGCAAGGACACAUGCCAAGGAGAUGGUGGUUCACCACUUUUCUGCACCAUGUCGGGCCAAAAGGAUCGCUAUCAACUAGCAGGUCUUGUAUCUUGGGGCAUUGAAUGCAAUAAUAAGGAUUUUCCAGCCGCCUAUACCAAUGUGGCCUAUUUGCGAGAUUGGAUCAAUGGCCAAGCACAGCAACGAGGAUUUGUCUUGCCAACACCAUAGACAAUUCGUAGAAUUUGGUUAGGUUUUUGUUAUUCUGGUGACCGGUUAGAGAGUAAGAAAACUAAGGCACAUAAACUUUGUAUAUUAGUUAAUAAUUACUUGUACAUUAUUUUUACAAAACUGGCGAUUAAAAACGUGAUGUAAAUAAAGUUUAUGGUAUGGGUAUUAA